Molecule: messenger RNA, 2464 nt
Organism: Asparagus officinalis (garden asparagus)
Lineage: Eukaryota; Viridiplantae; Streptophyta; Magnoliopsida; Asparagales; Asparagaceae
Product: WEB family protein At5g55860
Exons: 3
Coding region: 292-2292 (666 amino acids)
Source: RefSeq, a predicted model, not a curated record
CAAUUUCGAAUCCUUCGUCCUCGCCACUCCCUUCCCUCAUUUUGGGGAAUUUUUUUUCCUUCCUUCCUUCGUUCUUUCUUUCUUUCUAGGGUUUCGAUCUCUCUUCUCUCCCUUGCCUUUUAAUUACCAGUUCCGCAAAAUUUGCGAGCUCCAUAGCUGAUUGGCGACCCUAGCGCCGUUUGAUCGUCCGAUCGUUCGAGAGGAUUGGCUCUGAGGUGGCUUCUAGGGUUUGGGCGGAUGUCAGUUUGAGUUUAAUCCGAGCGUGCAGGUUGUUAUUGAGUGAAGAGCAGCAUGAAUGUGAAAAAAGGUCGUUCAAAUUCUUUUGAUUCUCCGAAAGCAGAAGUGGGGGAGAUAGACACCAAUGCACCUUUUGCAUCUGUCAAGGCUGCAGUUAGCUUAUUUGGGGAUGUAGCCUUUGCAGGGAGAAAGGCUAAGCCAUCCACUCCAUCAAAGACUUCCACCACUCCCGAGCAAAAAGCAUUCGCGACAGAGACACAACUGCACUUAGCCCAGAAGGAGCUAAAUAAGUACAGGGAACAACUCCAAAAUGCUGAAACAACUCGGUCCCAAGCGCUUGCUGAGCUUGACAAGGCCAAGAAAACAGUUCACAAUCUGACUGCCAAGCUGACAGUUAUCAAUGAAUCCAAGGAGCUUGCUCUGAAGGCUGCCGAAGCUGCAAAGACUCAGACUGACCAACUCAAAGAAGUAAUUCCUGGCGAGGACCAAACUGGAAAGCUUGAACUUGAGCGCUCCACAGAGCAAUAUGCUGCUGCCAUCCUUGAACUUGAUGCUGCAAAGCAAGAUCUCAGGAGAAUCCGAAAGGAGUUUGAGGCCUUGGUUGAAGCCAAGAUCUCUGCCUGCAACCAAGAAUCCGAGGCCAACCAGCAGUCUGAGGAAAAUUCUCUCAAGGCUCACCAGCUCUCCAUGGAGAUAUCAGCAGUACAGGAAUCCCUAGUCCAUGUGAAGAUCGCCACUGAGCAAGCCCAGCAAGAAGAAUCCAAGAUUAAGUCUGAGAAAGAUUCCACCCGGCAAUCCUACCAGCUUGCCCUAGAAGAAACUGAGAAGAAAUUUGCUGCUCUGCAGAAAGACUUAAACCCUGAACUCCAUAAAGAACUCGAAUCAAAGCUAACUGAGACUGACACCGAGAUUCAUGCAGUUCGCAAGCAGUUGGAAGAUGCUCGGGCUUCUGAUAUUGAAUCUCUUAAUACUGUGAACACUGAGCUGGAUGGAGCUAAAGAAGUGCUGCUGAAAGUAGCCGAGGAAGAAAGUUCUCUCCGAAGUUUGCUUGAGUCUCUGAAGUUAGAGCUUGAAACAGUGACGAAACAGCAUAACGAGCUGAGAGAAAAGGAUGCUGAGACUGAAACUCUUGUAGCAGAUCUCCACGUAAAACUCCAGGAAUGCAAGGCUGAACUUGAUGCUGCAGUGGCAGCAGAAACGAAAGCAACUUUGUCAUCAGGUGACCUGAUGACAGCUCUUCAGCAGCUGCAGUCAGAAUCUGAAACAGCUCUCCAAGAGACGGAACAAAUGAAGAAAGAAGCCGAGGCAGUAAGAAAUGAAGCUGAAACAGCGAAAAUUACCUUAUCCGAGGCAGAGAAGAAGCUUGAAGUAGCAUUAAAGGAAGCAGAGGCAGCAAAAGCAGCAGAAGCCCGAGCGCUCGAUGAAAUCAAGAAUCUAUCAGCAAGGGCUAGUGCUGCACGCUCAUCAACAUCUGCAGAGUCCGGGGCUGCUGAGAUAAUGAUCUCAAAGGAGGAGUACGCAUCACUAAGCCAGAAAGUUGAGGAAUCUGAGAAGCUUACAGAGAUGAAGGUGGCUGCCGCUGUAGCCCAAGUCGAGGCAAUAAAGGCGAGCGAGGCUGAAGCAGCAAAGAGGUUGGAAGCCACGAGGAAGGAGAUAGAAGAAAUGGAAGCAGCGAGGGAAGAGGCUCUAAAGAGGGCGGAGAUGUCUGAGGCAGCAAAGAAAGCAGUGGAGGGGGAGCUGAGGAGGUGGAGGGAGAAGGAGCAGAAGAAAGCGAGCGAGAUGGCGGCGAGAUUAAUGGCAGAGACAGAGGGAGGGGAGACAUCGAUUGAUGCAACAUCACCGCCUAGGGUUUCUAGGGCUCCGGCUGGGGCUGCUGCUGCUGCUGAAGGGAGCGGAGACGGUAGCAGGAAGCAUCAUCAUGGUAAGUUGUCGACUGGGGUGUCGAAGAAGUUUGCCUUGCUGCCAAACCUGAGUGGGAUGUUUCAUAGGAAGAAGAGCUUUGUGGAUGGGGCAUCACCUUCUCAUCUUCCUGGUGAUAAAGAGAGAAAUAAGUGAUUCUCUUUUUUUGUAACUCUAUGUCUUGUUGAUUUGUGAUGUGCCUAUAUUUGCUAUGCUUGUUUGUUUGUUUGUAUAGUGGAGAGAGGAGCAAGUUAUUUGUAUUUUUACUGUUUUUCAAAUGAGGACCUCGUUUGGCUUGGGCUUUGAGAUGAGGUUAUCCGUCAAAAUC